Messenger RNA from Blepharisma stoltei, 3040 nucleotides. Lineage: Eukaryota; Ciliophora; Heterotrichea; Heterotrichida; Blepharismidae. The record is from the annotation of a GenBank genome assembly.
AUGUCAUUUGAAUGCAGGAUCUGUCUAAAUUCUCAAAAUCAAGAAAACAUUAUCUCACCAUGCAAAUGCAUGGGGUCUGGCUAAUGUUGUUAGGUCUAACUGGCUUUACGGCUCUACCUGGCAGUCCGCUCUACCUCGUACUAAUUAUAAAUAAUUUGAUAUUAAAAAUAAUUUUAACUUUCGUUUCUCUUAUAUUCCCACAAGUCUACCUUUCUAUAUUUAGUUAAAUUGCUGAUUUUGCAGUAUGCAACCUAGCUUGAUUAAACAAUGCUAUAAUAUAAAAAAUAUUCUUAUAAUAUAAAUUCAUUUCUCUGGAAACAUUAAAUUGAUAAUAUUGUAAAAAAGCACACUGUUUCACUUACUCCCCCCCCCCCUCCGUGAGCGAACAAAAAAUUUUUGUUCGCUCACGGAGGGGGGUUAAUUUUUAUUUUUUAAAAAAAAAUUAUAUAUAAAUUUUUAAUUGUAAAAUAAUAUUUUUUUAUAAGUUGAAAUUAUUUUAAAAAUAUUAUGGGGGGAGAGUAAGGGAAUUUCCCAAAAAAAAAAGAAUACCAUUUGAUUAAAGGUAAAACACAGCUUUAAUUUUUCAAUAAUUUAAUAAUCAAUAAAGCUAUUAGUAAUAAAUAUAUGCAUUCAGUUAAAAUAUUUUAUAUAUUUUCUUAUUUAAUAUAAUAAGCAAAUUCUCUAUAAAUCAUAAUAAAAAUGUACAAAGGGAAAAGAAAGUACAUUGAAAUUUGGCAGAAAGUUGAAAUUGCUGAAUUUUACAUUCAACACCAAAAUGAGAUGAGCAUGAGAGAUGUUGCUGCAAAGUUUCAUGUCAACUCCUUUAGCUCGAUUUCCGAAUGGGUGAAUAAGCUUGAUGAGUUGAAGAAAUCAGUAAAAUCUGAUAAAAAAUUAAAAUUAGAAAGCUUCACUCAAUUUCCAGAGCUAGAGAAAGAACUAGUUCAUUGGUUUACUGCAAUCCGUGAGCAAGGUAUUCAGGUUCUCAGAUCAACGAUUGAGGAGAAAGCAAAAAGUUUGGCGGCAGAAAUGGGAUUGGCGCGAUUCGGCUGUGGAGAUAAAUGGUGGCAAGGAUUUAGGACCAGAAAUAAUUUAUCUUUCAGAAAAAUCAAUGCCUCAAGCAUUAAGCCAAUCGAAAAAGAGGCAGAACUUGUCAGGCAAUACCUAGAUGAUUUAGCGUCAUUGCUUCCUCAAUUCGUUCCAUCUAACAUUUACAAUUUCGAUGAAACGAGAUUUGAUUGAGAUGUAAAAAGCAAGUUCACUUAUGAUUUCAAGGGAACUCAACGAAUUCUAGGCGUUCAAUCAGCUAAAAUGAACCAUUUUAUCACUGUUAUGCUUAUGAUUAGAGCUGAUGGAGAAAAAAUGCCUGCUUUGCUCAUUUUUCAAGAGAAAAAUGGCCAGAUCCCGAACCUUGUAAGAGAAAGACUGAAUAUUCCAGAAAAUGUCAUCAUAAAAUCAAAUAAAUCUGGCUACAUUUCUGACCAGAUUCUCAGAACAAUAUUGAGACGAGAAAACCAACUGCUGAUUUAUGAUCAGGCUGGAAGUCAUAAAACUAUCAUGAUUUCUAAUGCAAUUUCAGAUUUAGAUGCAACCAAAAUUGUGAUCCCUGGAGGGUGCACAAAGUAUUUGCAACCACUUGACGCACUGGUAAUUGCAAAUUUCAAAUCAAAAACAACAGAUUUCAGAAUCAAAUUCCAACAGAGCAGAUUGAAAGAAGAUCGAAAAGAACUGGAAACCUCAAAGCUCUUGAUCGCCAGCAACUGAUAAACAUUGCUUCAAAGGCGUGAGAUGCUGUAAGCCCUCAACUUGUCAGAAAAUCAUUUGAGUUGACGGGUUCUUAUGGCGUUAAUCAUCCAAAGAUUUUCAGCCAUCAAGUUAAUAUGAAGAAGUUAAUUAUCUAAUCGAUUUCUUCUAUUCAUUUUUUUGUCUUAAAUUUAAAAUUGUUAAAUUCAACCUUUUCACUUAUGGUAUUCUUUUUUUUAACCCUUUGAAUAAUAUAUCAAACAAACUUAAUAAUUAUUUUUCAAUAUUAUCCUCUUUAUUUGUAUUAAAUAUAGAUAUAAUAAACUAUAUAUAAAAUUAUAUGUAAAAAAAUUUUUUGUUCGCUCACGGAGGGUGGGUUUUUGACCAAAAAAUAGGGAUUUUUCUAAUGGUUUUGUUCGCUCACGGAGGGGGGGGGGAGUUAGAGCAUAAGUAAUUCUAAUUAAUUGAGCCUUUUAUUAAUAGAAUCACUGUUAUUAAUGAGUUUAUGAAUAUUUAUAUUGCCUGAAAAAGACUAAUUUUAUUCUUAAAUUUUGAAGAAUAAUCAAAUUUUCAUUUAAAUGCAAAAUAAUACUCUCAUUUUAUAUAUCUAUCAUUUCCUUCUAAGCCUUUAUGGUAGGACCAGACUGCUAAACUGCCAGUUUAGCCAGGCUGGCAGGUAUAGCCUGCUUCCAGAGCCAGAUAGAUUCAGGAGAGCCAGACUUCCAGACAGAGCCAGGUAGAGCAAAACUGCCAGUAGAGCCAGAUUGACCUAGCCAGGUUUUUCCAGGGGUCAAUUAAGUAUGUUCACGAAGCAUGCUUACAAAAAUGAUUAAAAGAAAAAUACAAAUUUCGAAGUUUGCUGGCUAGGUCAAGAGCAGAAAACACAGGCUUAGCAUGUGAAUUAUGCAAAUACGAGCUUAAAGGAAGCGUAAAGUUUAUGCCAUUCUUGCAAAUACUCAAAACAAUUAGGAGAAGCCAGUCAUUCUAUUGUGCAGCUAUCAAUAUCCCUGUCAUUCUCUAUAUAAUUUAUAGAUUGAAAUUCCUUUUCACCAAACUUAUUAAGACAAUAAGAAAAAAGAAAGUUAUAAUCCAGCUCCAAGAAACUUUAUCAAGAAAGAUUUUUAUGUAUCUGAAAUUACAGCUAACGAUCUGGAUAAGACUCGUACCAAUUUCUGUCUUAAGCAUGUCUCUACCAAUAAUAAUUUUUACUACAUGUGUCCUUAUAAAGUCAAUAAUCGCAGAGUGCAAAAUCUACGAAAUCAAAAAUUACGAGCCGAAUAAAGGAAAUAAUAAUAAAUAA